CAAUAUCUACAAUGACUUGGCGACAUUGAAUGCAGAUGUUUGUUACAAAGUUUUUCCUCACUUGAAAAAUGAAUGAGACCAGUGUGAUUUAUAGCACAAGAUAAUUUUGUUUCGAUGUAUUCCUACACGGUCUAAGGGGGACUCGGCGAGUAGUUAUCUCCAUGAGUAUGCUAGCAUGCUCGCCCUCAAUGACUACUAGAUACGAGCAAGAGUUAGAUUAUUAGCCACUCUUAUUACUUAUUAUUAUAAAUAAGUUUGCGCUAAUCAGCUAAUUCAUUGUUGUUGAGACUCAUCCUAAAUGUAUCUAUCGUUCAUAUUUUUGGCUGCUUGCUAAAAUAACUCGAUCAUGACGCCUCUUUCAUAUCAAGCAGUUGCUGUAUUUGUUGCUAUAUCUGUUAAUUCUGUAAACAUUUAUGAACUACGAACCUUUUAUCUCAACUAGCAAUUAUAUUUGUUCAGGAUUCAUUCACAAUUUGUUAUUAUUUGUGUCCCGUCGAAUAAAGUGUUACCCUAUCAAGAGUAGCAUUACCAUACAUCUCUUUCUCUACUGCACGGGUAAACUAAAUAAUCAAUUGUAUUUAACGGCCCUUGUACUUUAUUUUAAUAACUUCAAAAUGAAUGCCGACAAACUUAUUCGGCCUCAAUAAAUGAAGUAUUGUCGUUAUUUUAACGAUUGAUUUUGGAUCACAUUUAUUUAAACCCAAACACAUAGGAACACUGUUCACUGUCAUUGUUGCACAUCGGACCGUAAAUACAACUGUACGUGAGCGUGCUGGCAUCUUAUCUUUAGGGCUGUUUCAACCAUUAGUUUUAUGGGUUUUUUGAGCCUUCACACUUAACAUGCGGAUGCGACGCGCUAAAAGAAGCUGCUCGGUUCCGCUGGUUUAACCAUCCUGUCGGUGUUGAGUGCAUUUUUCGUUCUCCUUGGGGCCAGUGAUCCCAGUAAACUUCACAAUGUGUUCCUGGGAAAACUACGAAACUAGCGGCCCUGUUUUCAUCAGGGAAAACGGCGAGCUCCGCUGUCUGAAUGACAGUUCACUGUCAAUCGGGUCGCUUAGGCACUGCAGGAUACCACCGUCCAGGCCCUUCCCAAGGGGCUUCACCGUGCGGCUCCGGGGUGACGGCGGAUCCCAGGCUCCGGUCAGCAUCUGCAGGAGAAAGGAGCAUUUCGUCUUCACGUACACGAAGGAGGGCAACCUUCGCUACACGGCCAAGUCCCUUUUUAAAAUGGCACUGCUCUUCGUUGCCGAAAAUGUGCAGCACAUCGACUCUCUCAUCGGUUUUCCUGAGCAAAUAGCGGAGCAGCUCUUCAUAGCCGCAGAGGAGAAGCAGAAGUUCGCCGAUGCUAAGUCGGGAACCCGUGCUCUCCGCCUCUUCAGCGAAGCCUACGGGCACCUGGUGCUUAAAUCGCUCUGUCUCCGGAAAAGACACCUCCUAGUGUCAGAAAAGCUGGAGGAGAUCAAAAUGUUUCAUGAUCUUAAGAGUUUAGACCUAUAUGGUUGUAAACUUGGGGAUAACCAUGAGAUUCUUCCACACUUGACUUCGGAGGCUUUGUCCAGUCUCACCUGGCUGUCUUUGGGAGAUAAUAUCCUCUCUGAUUACGGGCUGAGAAAGCUGACUGCACCUAUCAGAGUGAUGAAGAGGGGACUCGACUGCCUGAAGCUGCUCGAUUUGUCCUACAACCCUCUCAGUGAGCAGGCAGUUGGGUAUCUGACCUGCUUCCCAGCCCUACAAGGGCUGGACGUGUCAGGGACGGAAAUUCAGGUGACAGCUAUCUUCCCUGGAUUUCACACCCGUCUGUUUGUGGUAAAUACCCCAGGGAGACCCGUUAAGGCUUGUCAUGCUGCUUUUCAGAUCAGUGAGCACGUGAAGGAGACCCUCCGUGAUGGCAUGGGACUUGUGCUGGCUGAGGUCCCACUGACAGACCUGUGCCAUUCGCACUGUAAGACGCGGGGCUGGGCAGAGCAGGUGGUUAAGCAGUGGGAGAUCCGCAGGGCUGAGUUGUCAAAGCUGAGAGCAUCCCUUCCAAAAGACGACGUGCUUCGCUUCUAUGGAAGAAAGAGGUUUGUCCAUGAAGCAGCUAAAGGAGCGACUUCGCGUAAAAAGGGUGAGGAGGAGGAUGAUGAUGAGAAAGCCAGGAUCCAUUUCUGUAAAGCGGCUUCCAGCAGCCAAAAGAGGAAGAGGGAGGCCAGCCCUCCAGCCCUCCAUCCCAGCCCCCUGGCCAAGCAGAAAGCGGUCCAACUGACAGUGGAGGACUGGGAUCUGCUGAACAGCUACUGAGCACUAUGGCCCGGCUGCUUGAGCAGGAGCAGGGCUGAGGUCCUGGCCCUUCCCACUGGAGCCUCUCCUGGGCUGCUGACUGGCUUUUCCCCAUCCAGCCACUGCCAUAGCAGCAUCCAAUGAAAUCUCCUGAUUUUCGAACUGGAAUUAAUGCCGUCAUUCAACAAACAAAUGUAUAUUUUUAAUGAAGUUAUUAAAUGUUUCUCU
This is a messenger RNA of Brienomyrus brachyistius, 2487 nucleotides long. RefSeq names its product leucine rich repeat containing 42 (gene lrrc42). The coding region runs from base 955 to 2280 and encodes 441 amino acids. The transcript is spliced from 6 exons. The record is from RefSeq and is a predicted model, not a curated record. NCBI's taxonomy places the organism in Eukaryota, Metazoa, Chordata, Actinopteri, Osteoglossiformes, Mormyridae.